GCAGCCAAACAGCAACUAACCACUUCCUUCUUGCACCUCUUCCACAAAUACAUAUCAGAGCUGAUGUUGAAGUUUGAGUCUGUCUUUCUCUGUCUGAUGGUCAUCAUGUUCAGCCGAAACCAAGCAGCUCGGCUCUCCAUUCAGCUAUUAAUUAUGUGCCAACUCUCUGCAGAGAUUCUUGCAGUUGAGCACAAACUGGUGUCCCGGGGAGACUCCGUCAUCUUCACCUGCAACAUAUCCAGGACAAAUGUAACUCAAAUCAUCUGGACCAAAGGCAGAUCGUUUUUCAUUAAUUCAUACCAACUGAAUCAGAAUUUUUCAAAUUUCACCUCUCCCAGAGUGAGAAUAGACGUAAACUUACCUUCAAAGCUGAUUAUUUCUAACAUUCAGUAUGAUGAUGCAGGACUCUAUAGAUGUAAUGUAACUGACCGUAGAAAUAUGGAGACUCUUGAGUGGAAUUUAACGGUGUCUGGACCUGAAGAAAUCAGUCCAUCGUGGUCUUUUCUAUACAUACUCACAGCUGUAAUUGGAUUUCUUCUGUGUCUUCACUCCAGCUGUCUGCCUCUACAGGACCAAGACCCCAAACCAGGAGUGGGAAAGCAGCACCCUGAGUUAUGCCCAGUUUCAUGUUCAGUUGGGAAAAGAGUCCCUGCAGGUGGCUCCUCCUCAACCCCACAGUUGUGCAGAAUACAGGAAUAACCACAAGCAGAGGGAGUCGGCACUUCAAGAGGCUCAAUUCAAUCUUUGGUCUGACAAGCGUGAAGUUCAGUACAAAGCUGUAUAAGAAACAAGAGAUAUGUUGGACAGGAAAGUACAAGGGAGAGACAUGUUUGAUCAGGUUUAAAAAUGAAAAUGAACCUAUAGCCAGAGAAUGAUGGCCUCAUCACAACUAAAUGUGGAGA
This is a messenger RNA of Sebastes umbrosus (honeycomb rockfish), 902 nucleotides long. RefSeq lists its product as uncharacterized. The transcript is spliced from 5 exons. NCBI's taxonomy places the organism in Eukaryota, Metazoa, Chordata, Actinopteri, Perciformes, Sebastidae. The record is from RefSeq and is a predicted model, not a curated record. The coding region runs from base 64 to 699 and encodes 211 amino acids.